This is a messenger RNA of Eriocheir sinensis (Chinese mitten crab), 3671 nucleotides long. RefSeq lists its product as uncharacterized. The coding region runs from base 475 to 3192 and encodes 905 amino acids. The record is from RefSeq and is a predicted model, not a curated record. Lineage: Eukaryota; Metazoa; Arthropoda; Malacostraca; Decapoda; Varunidae. The transcript is spliced from 8 exons.
UCGUUUUUUUUUCUCUUCGGUUAGCUGAAUCACUCCUCGGUAAGUUCAAUCACGGUUUAUAAGUAAUCUAAAUAUAUUGACAGCAUAAUUGCGAUAUAUUAGGUGAUCCAUCGCUAUAGAGGGAAUGAGCCAAGGCGAAGUCGCUGCCAGUGAGUCGGACACGGAAAAAUACAGGAAGACCAAUAAGUAAGAUACUGGCGAUGUUGAAGAUGGUAAAGAAACAUGACUACAGUGUGAAAACAUGACAUGAGGCAAGACAGGCGGCAAAACUAUAAAAGUGGUGGGAGCAAGCCGAGGCCGGGGCCGCGCGGGGUCCGGACGCAGUGUUGAUAGUUUGAAGGCGGGGCGGGAGGCGGCGGACACACGGCUCUCCUUUACUCCUCAUUUUAGGCGACACCAAGGCAGCGCGGGGCGCGUGUGUGCCGCCAAACACUGAGGAGGCUGUACAAACGCCUGCACAGCACCACCAGGCUGAUGGAGGACGCAGCACCCAGACGCACCCCACCCCCUAAGCCAGCUGUCCUGGGGCUGAGUACCCCAAAGCAUGCUGUGCCAGAAGUCUCCCUCAUGUACGACAGUGAGAGCAGUCUCAUGUGGCAGCCAACACACCGGAACGCUGCCUCCACCACCACCACUGACCAGCCCCACACCACCACCAACACCACAAGAGCUAACCCCACCAGUGAGUUUUCCCGCACCACCGCAAGAUGGCCUCAACCACAGCCAACCCUAGAUUUCUUACACCACGGAGCUAGACCAGCGAAGGGAGUGCGUCAGAUCAGUCCCCUUGCCGCACCACGACCGACAGGGGCACAGCGAUUGACCCCAGGGCACAAGGCAGCUCAAAACAUACGCUUACCCUACACUAGCCCCCCUGUUCACCCUGAUAAGGAGUACAACCCUCAGCAUUACAGUCCCUUAGCCAAACAGUCACCCCAAAUCACCCAAGACACUCAGACUGGCCCACAGAGGGACAGUCCAGCAGGAGGCCAAGUAACAUCAAACAGGGUAAGGUUCUCCCCUGCUUACAGUGUCCCUGGGAUUGCUGGAGUGCCGCAGGGGUCUCACGUUGGCACUCUAUCAUCAGGGAAGAAUGUACACCAGGAUGCUUUGAACACACACACCGGCACUCUGUCCUCAGCACUAUCAGAUGCAAGACAGAACCCUUCAAGCACACUCAGAGCAGUGCCAGUGGUGAGGGAUGUGAGGCAAGGUGUUGUAGGCACUCCUGGUCUUGCCCCUUCAGCAGAGACUAUAAGGCAGGAGAGGGCUAUGGAAGGGAUGCAAGGUACUACACAACCUCUCAACAUCACUCAAGCAUCACAUAUCCCUACGACGAACGCAUACAAGACCUCAUACCCAGUGGAACGUGAGAAUGGAUACACCAGACUGCAGACCCCAGCAUCCAGCACACCACCAAGCCACACUUACAUACCAGCACCUCCUCUUAUAAGCACCAGCAGCACUACAAGACCUACAACAUACUCUCUGGCCUCCACAACAGCACCCAGCCAUAGUUACAGACCAGCACCACCACCCCUUGUAAGCACCAGCAGUACUAUAAGACCUGCUAUGUACCCUCCAGCCUCCACUGCAGCACCUAGCUACAACCCAGCACCACCUGUAAGCACUAACACAAGAACUGCCACUUACCCUCAGGCCCCCAGCACUGGUCUGAAUGAUGCCCCCACUGACUACUCCUCACCGUACCUUCCACAGCCACGACCGGAGAACUACCCGACCACUUACAACAACGCUAACUGGUCUUCCCCUGUCCCCGCAUCCCUGCAAACACCUCCCACUAACCAGUACAUACCCCAGGGACCUGAGUACAUGGGGGCAGCCUGGGGACAUCACCUUGAGCACCACUAUUCCCCAAGUCUCCCUACCGCUAGACUCCCUCACAGCUCGGCAGACCCUGUGGUGUAUGGACUCAUUGAUGACCAGAAACAACAGAUCCUCAAGCUAACCAAAGACCUGCAGAAGAUCAUGGAGAAGCAGGCAAAGGAGGAGGAAGAGGAGGAGGAGGAGGAUAGAAUGCCAAGGGGGACAAGGCGAGGAAGAAGCUCUCAAAAACUUGAUCGGAGUAACGCCACAACACAGACACAAGAAAAACCAGCGAUGAUAAGUGUCGGUAUAAACACUGAUAUAUCCUGGCCUGACCUCCUCGCUUCACUAAGGUACCAGGAGGAGGAGGAGGAGUCAGAUGCGACAGACCCUCGCUACCGAGACCAGGACAGGAAUGAGUGGUUGAGGGACCUUAAGAUGAGUCGCGACCAGGUUCCGUCCCACCAACACUUCACUCGACGCAGGAACAGUGUUGAGUCAGCCUUCGAGACUUCGGAUGACUCGCGUGGAGGCAGUGAGUCAUCCAGCGGCCAGGAGUGGAUACAACAGCAGGGGAAGCCAACACCAACACCCACGCCACCUAACAUCACAAGAGACCACAUGAGGGGUGACACAGGGGGUGGGCGACACAGACCCCUCCAAUCAGUGCAGGGUCCCAGCAGUGACACCCCGCCUCCAGGCACCUCUCCUCCCCCCUCCCCCACACCCCCACCCCAGCCCCCCACUGGCACUACCUUCUACCACAAUGUUCUGACCAACAUUCAGCAGAUCCUCCAGCACACCAACCCAUCCCAAGAACAGCACCAACAACAGCAACAGCACCAACAAGUCAUGCCAUCACAGGCCAUGGUGGUGAGGGCAGGCACAGGGGAGAGCGGUGGUGGCGGUGGCGGCAGCGGCGGCGGGCCAGACCCCCAGAUAGAAGCAGUGCGGCGGCAGCUGCUCAACUUUGGCGUCAGCUUCCUUGACCCCGCCACCCUCACGCCCAGCCACAGGCCGCUAGUGGACAGCCUGUACCUGCCGGGGAUCCACAACACCGUCUCGCUGUACCAGACCAGCCUCACCACCACCGCCACACACCUGCACCACCACCCCUGCGAUGCCACAGCCGCCAAGUACCUCACGGACACCCAGCUGGCCGCAAUCGCUGCUGCCUCGCCAGCGAUGAAGAAGCAAAGCGAUCAGCCUGGCGGCCCUGCUCCCCUACCUCCUGGCCUCCCCCCCACCCAGCACCUCUACCGCCUCCACCCCGAUGACAGCGACAACAACAACAACAACAAUGACAACAGUGUUUCCAUGGCCACCAGGAAGUUCUUGGAGAAGUAUGGGCUGCAGGAGGACUGACUGGCUGACACACUCUCUUAAUACUGACUGAUUAUAUUAUUCACUUGACUGACUGGUGCCAAAAUGCUGGGCAGUUUGGCAGGAGGACUGACUGGCUGCCUGACUGUAUCUCACUCACUCAUUAACUGACGUUAUUUGCCUGGUUGACUGACUGAUACCUGCUCACUGGACUGUUUGACUUCUUGUCUGACUAAUUGACUGUUGACCUUACUAACUGAUUAACUAAGCAACCUGACAAAUGACUUUACUUGACUGACUUUCUGACCCUACAUGUAACUUAACCUGACUGACUGACUGAAACUGGUUGACUUAUGGACUGGUUACCUUCCUCUCUGGCACCUGUUGUGUGCUAUUCACAUAAAUACUUAUAACUAUUUUCUACGUUGUUCUUUACACAAAAAAUGCUGCUGGUAUUUCUAAGAGGAAUAAUAUAUUACAUAAAUGUAUAUUAAAAAGCAUAAAUGAACUAAAAUAUAAUA